This is a messenger RNA of Penicillium manginii, 216 nucleotides long. RefSeq lists its product as uncharacterized. The transcript is spliced from 2 exons. Lineage: Eukaryota; Fungi; Ascomycota; Eurotiomycetes; Eurotiales; Aspergillaceae. The record is from RefSeq and is a predicted model, not a curated record. Bases 1 to 216 code for a protein of 71 amino acids.
AUGAUUCUGUGGCUCUGUGACUUUGAAGAUUGCAAUAAAGCCUCCGUUCGCACACAUGGUGAAUGUAUUUUGUGCAAUCGUCAUCGGUGUGUGGAACACCUGGGACUAAGCUACCACACCUGUCCGCGAUGGGAGACAAGGACCGGUACUGAUACCUUCGUGCACUGCAAAAGGAAGCUGAGCACGAUGAGAUUACCAUCCUCAUCAGUAGAAUAA